AUGGAAGAAACAACGCUGAAUCCCUUGAAUCCCAAGGAGGCCGCCAUUAUCAAAAAGAAGGCCGAAUUGGAAGCAAUGCGAAUCAGAUUAAAGGAGGCCCAAGAACACCGAGAAUCCGCUCAAAGACAGGCAGCCGAAUUGCGAUUGCAAGUGGAACAAAUUAAGCGACAGAUUCAGGAGGUAUGUAUUUGAUUGUUUGUUUCUCGUCUCCAGCUUACUGUAUUUUUAUUUUUUCUUUAUUUUUCAGACCCGCAAUGCUGGUUCGUAA
Messenger RNA from Bursaphelenchus xylophilus (pine wood nematode), 268 nucleotides. The record is from the annotation of a GenBank genome assembly. NCBI's taxonomy places the organism in Eukaryota, Metazoa, Nematoda, Chromadorea, Rhabditida, Aphelenchoididae.